GGCCCUCAUCACCACAACAACAACCACCACCACCACAACCACCACCGCUAGAGACCCCAUCUUGUACAUACAAUAGAUUAUCGCCCCCGCUCGUCAUCUAUCGUCUGUCGCUUCCUUCGUUGGUUCUCUGUCCUGAUCGCCCCAUCCACAAGUACCGGUACCCACACGAGCCUCGUUCAUCAGCCGCCUUACUGUCUCUGGCUCCCCUACGCACUCCCGCUAGGGUCCGGCUGUCCAUCUAUCCAUCUCCAUCAUGUUUUCAGAAUGUAGUACCUUGUCCAUCCCUUGUCUUGACGAACCUGCCUUCGCUUUAUCACGGCCGAGCACUGGGAUCAUGCCUUCAUCCUCGCUUUCUUGAGGCUCUUUCGCCCUUUUCGUCGUUUCGCUGCUAAUCCUUCAGUCUGAACAGAUGCCUCCCGCUUUCUGGCCCAAUCACAGACUCGUGUUAGUGCCAUACGCGAGGGGAGACUGAAUGGACCCCCAAACCCGGCUCCAUUGUUUCACUCGGCCGCGGAUUACCUGCCCGACGACCCGGAGCACGAACAGGAGGUUCAGGAUUUCUAUGCUCUAAAGAGCAGUCGACGGCAUUUUGGGGGUUACACUCUGCCGACGAAUGCCACCGUUGGGGAGGAGGAUGAGGAUGAGGGGGAAUAUUCCGAGGAUAGCACACAGGAGCUACGGCGUAGCAGGAGAAAGGGAAAGGACAGGCUCCUGGGAGCGGGGUCUGGGGGUAUUCGCAGUUCAUGGAGGGCCUCAAGGUCUGCUGGUUCUUCGCUGCUUGGGUCGACAUCGCAAACGGGUUCGGCACUGAGCGGUGGGACGGGAAAGGGUGACGGGAGGGGGAAGGAUAGGAUGGUUGAUAUCGGGUUGGAUGACAGCGUACGGUUAGGGAUGAUGUCUGAGAGUAUCGAUCCUGAGGAUAUGGUGCAAUCGUUUUCCGAAGACUACAGGACGGUUGAGAGCCACCGCCUGUUGGGCGACGACGAUGAUGAUCAGGGCCCGCCGGACGAUAUUGCCAUUGAAAUGCCUCCGGACGAUGACCCUCCGGCCUUCCAGCAGUUUCGGACGACUCCACCGCAGGCCCCGAAUAAUUUACCCUUUGCAGCGCCGACUAAGGCGGAUAGUUUCAUGCCAAGGCUAUCGUCACCCCAUCAGCGGGCGCCUCAUACGAGCACAGUACGGGAACCCGUUCUUCCCCAUUUCCCUUUGUCUGCAAGGUAGUGUUGAUCGGCUUGAGCUGAUCGCGAUAAAUAUGAUAGAUUCCACAGCAAGUUGCCCAUCCGCCAUUAGAACCACCCUCACACGACCACUUAUGGGGUACUCUUUACAUGGUGCUGAUGGCCUGUAUGUUUACCACAUCGUUUGUUGUAUGGCUUCAUACGGAGGAAACGAAGCUACCCCUUGACACGGUUUACCGGACAUUGCAUUCGGCCGUGCAUCUUCUCACCGUGGAUACAUUUCUUGCUAUCGCUGUGUCGUUGGUAUGGAUGUAUCUUCUUCGGUCAUUUGUAAAACCGCUGAUAUAUCUGAUAUUGGUAUCGGUGCCUGUGGUCCUGGCGGCAUUGAGUUUAUACCCGCUCAUCAUGUCGUACAAGGGGAAAAUGGGUGGUAACGGGCCGCAAGAUAAGGCGAUGCGAUGGGGGAGCAUCUUCCCCGCACUUAUGGCUGGAUUCUGGGUCUACUUUGCUUAUAAGGGGAGGAAUGCACUGGGGAGGGCUAUUGGGAUCAUCCAACUGGCAUGCAAGAUUCUCGGGGAAAACCCGGCGUUGGUCUUGUUGAGCUUCGGAACCCUUGUAGGCGUUUGUGUUUUUACUUGGAUCUGGGUCGGAAUGUUCACUAGGGUUUUCUGGAUUGGAAAUACACUCAUGAAUGGUAUGUCUGAGGGGGAUUGCUGUGAAAUGUUGUUUAUUUGCUGAUUGUUUGUAGGAAAACCCAUGUGGACCUUGGAUGCCAAGAGCACUGCCUUGGGGGUUUACUACAUCUUGAUGUACUUGUGGACUCUGGGAGUGACUUCCGGGAUUCAGAGGUGAGUCUGCCACUCGACUAGGGGCCAAUCGGAAUUCUAACCCGUAUUCAGGGCGACAUCAGCCGCAACCGUCUCCCAGUGGUACUUCCACAGACACGCAAUCCCAACAACUUCCUCGAAGGCCAUAAUGUCGGCAGCCCUCCAUCACUCGACUACAACCCUCUUUGGAACGAUCUGCUUCUCGACCCUAGUCGCCCUACUAGUCCGUCUACCCUUGAUGGUUGCCCCCCGCCGUAUUGCGAGCAUCCUCCACAUGUUCUGCUUCAACUUCAUUGCCUCCCCCGUUGCCGCCCUAACAAACCCUUUAACCCUAACCUAUGGUGCCAUCCACUCCCGGCCACUAAUCCAAUCAUCGCGGGCCGUGGCAAACAUGCGCUUCGUGGACACAGCGGGCUACAGCGCUGGUGGAGAACACCCCCGCACGGCAUAUAAACUCAGCAAGAUGCUCCUGACCGCAACUCGCGGCGUGACGGCACUGAGUUUGGGAACCGGAGCGUGGGUCGCAGCGAGGGAUAGUAAUGGCGGGAGCGGAUAUGGGUAUAUUGUCGGGAUGAUUGCUGGCGCGAUUGGGUGGGGGGUGCUCGGUGCGACUGAGGGGUGUUUGAGUAAUAUUGUGGAUGCGUGCCUGGUAUGUGUUGGGUCGGAGGGACCGAAUGCGGGACAUUGUAGGGAGGCGCAGGCGGUUUUUGGGGGAUAGUGGUGUGCCUCUCGGAGGCGGAGACGAAGGCGGAGGUGGGGGGAAGAUGAUGCUGGUAUGGUGAUAGUACCAUUAUGAACUACGAAUUGCCAUGACCGACUUCUCCCUUUUCCUUUCCUCUCCUUCGGGUGUUGUUUUCUUUUCUUUCCUUUUCCACCUCUUCUCUUGGACUAUUUUUCGUACAGCAACUCGAAACGAACUAUUAUCACUAAUGCAAGUUCGGUGACAGAGUCCCCCCCCCAGACUUCUUCUUAACGAUCCUCGCGUUCUUGUAUUUAGCUCCCUUCCUCCCCUCCCCGUCUUCAUCCAUUUCCAUGAUUAUUUUUUCUUUCUUUUUUAAAUUUUGUCUUUUCGCCCAGUUACGUCCUGUCACUUAGAGGGUUCUUUUUUUCCUUCACCUUUUCUUUCGACGACGGAAUGGAAAUGGGACGAUGAACGAUCUUAAGUUGUUGCUACUCUUAUUCAUUGGUAGUAAUGCGAGUAAUGCGAGGACUUGUAUUGUGGGAAAUAAAUAGCUUGCGGGGUAACAGCCAUGCGAGUGGGUUGGUGUGCGGGGAAGCUAGCGAGUCGAACGUUGGAAUGGGUGGGCAGGGAAGGAGGUGUGGGGUAGAUUACCGGUACUUGUACGAUAUCUAUGAGUUUAGCGGGGUAUUUUUUAUUUUUUUUUGUGGUGUGGGUGGCUGAGGGAUAGAUAAGCUGAUGGGCCUAUCAUAAGUUUGUGGAAAAUGCAGACAUGGGCUCUCACUCGUGGGUUGCCAGGGUUGGAGGUGUAAUGUACAGUACACGGAUGGCGGAAAAGAAAGUUGAGUUGGUGAGAGCCGCGGGAAUUCUAAACGCUCUGGAGCCCCAAGAGCAAAGUUAGAGAGUGAAAUGAUUUUUUUUUCUUCUUCUGGAGAUUUCACCGGGGAAGCGAAUGUCAAGAGGGGGGAGUGUGCGAUCUAGGCUUAGAGUAGUUUGCGACGGAACAUCAUAGAAUGGUGAAAGUAUUUGGGUGAGCAGGCGAAUAAGUAUUCAGGGACCACCUAGAUGGACAGCAAGACGGUAAACCUGCUGAGAAAGAAAGACGAGACGUUUGUCCGCGAACGAUGGUAGUGGAGAUUUCCCUAGCCGUGGCCUGUCUUAACCCCAUAGACACAUGCCACACGGAAAGGAAGGAAGCAAGAAACAGUGGCUUGGAUACACCUCGUAUAUAUGAUCCUUCGUUUACCCAUGAUACCUUGUCCAUUCCUUUGCAUAUCAUACCACUCGUAUUAUGUCCUUGGGGGGGGGGAAAUAAACCUCCUGAAGGUCCCCCCAACGCUGUCCAUUCCGAAAACGGGGAGACAAAAGACGAAAUCGUCCUGGUGGAAUCGUAGUGCACAUUGCAGCCCUCGGGAUUACACUGUAUGGACUGUGCCAUUGUAUUAUUUCACUGCAGGUAGGUGUAUGAUAACAUGGGUAUGGUAGGAGGAGAUUAAUCUCUAGGCAGAACGUACUUUUUGGGGGGAGGUUAAGGUUUGGAAAAAAAUCUAAAAAAAAAAAAAUCUAAAGUUUGCUUGUUGGUUGGUUGGGGGUUUCUUCUCGGGAACAGCUCUUAUAUUAAUCAGUAGGGAAGUGGUCUAGCGUAAAUAUUGGUUAUCGGAAUAAACAACUGAUGGCGCAAUAAUACCAUUAUGGGAAUAUCGUAUCAUACGAGGCAUAUCACUUGCCUUUGCGGUCUACUUUCUAGUUUUUUUUUCCUAUCAGUCCCAUACCGCGCGAGUGAUUAUUGUACGUUAGACCGCCGUUAGUCUUUUUCUUCUUUCUUUUGCCACCAUGCUAUCGGAGGGUUAUCAGGCACAUCUUUGAUGCCUCUGCACAAUCGAUCAUCCCCCCACGAGCUGUUCCGUAUUGUAUAAAGACAAAGGGCAAAAGUCUUGAGACGGUGGACCCUGGUAUCAAAGAUGGACAUCCUCUCCUCUCUCCCAUUCUUUCCCAUGUUUUUUCCUGUUUCGUGCCCGUCGGGAACAUCACGAUAUUAUACGUCAUUCCUAAUCCUUCAUUCAUUCACAUGAACAUGAACCCACCCAGCGCAAGCUAUGAUCGAUAUCUUUUUUUCCCCCUUUCUUCUUUUUCUUACCCCCGAUUAUCAUACCCAGUUUCCUACCUGAUAUCGUGAUUGAUCUUGGAAACACGUCGAUAAUGGUUUACCAUUUUUGGAAUUGGUAGGGCGUGAUAACCGUGGUUCUAUAACAGAUAUUUUUUUUCUUUUAUGAAGUCGCCACAAGCUUUCGUUCUUCAUUAUAGUGGUAUGUAUGAUAAGGCGAAAAUAAAAUUCCUUUGAUCCGGGGGGGGGUUACAGU
This is a messenger RNA of Tuber aestivum (summer truffle), 5044 nucleotides long. Lineage: Eukaryota; Fungi; Ascomycota; Pezizomycetes; Pezizales; Tuberaceae. The record is from the annotation of a GenBank genome assembly.